AUGCACCUGAACACAACUUCUCCGCUGUACCAGCUGGAAUACCUUAUGGGCCAGUUCCACUUUCAGCCCACUGACUACACGUUGCCUGCAGCCGGGAACAUCUCCAACAGCUCAGCCCCUUGGGCCAGGGUGCCAGACGAGGAAGAUCUGGAUGUGAACACGGAUAUCUACUCCAAAGUCAUGGUCACCAUAAUCUACUUGGUGCUCUUCUUGGUGGGGACAGUCGGGAACUCGAUCACCGCCUACACCCUGGUGCAGAAGAAGUCCCUCCAGAAUCUUCAGAGCACCGUUCAUUAUCACCUGGCCAGCCUGGCGUUCUCCGACCUCCUGAUUUUCCUUCUCUGCAUGCCCAUUGAGCUGUACAACUUCAUCUGGGUGCACCACCCCUGGGCUUUCGGCAACGACAUCUGCAAGGGCUACUAUUUCCUGAGGGAUGCCUGCACGUACGCCACUGCCCUCAACAUCGCCAGCCUCAGCAUCGAGAGGUACAUGGCCAUCUGCCACCCCUUCAAAGCCAAGAGCAUCAUGUCCAGGAGCAGGACCAAAAAAUUCAUCAGUUGUAUCUGGGUAGCUUCGUUUCUGCUGGCCAUCCCCAUGAUCUUCACCAUGGGAGAGGUCUACAAGUUUCCCCAAGACCCCGAUUCACUGAUUUGCACCAACACGGUGGACACCUCCACGCUGAAAAUCGUCAUCCAGGUCAACGCAUUCAUCUCCUUUGUUUUCCCAAUGGUCGUUAUCUCUGUCCUGAACACCAUAAUCGCCAACCAGCUCAUCAUCAUGUUCAAGCAAGCCGCACAAGAAAACCAGGUGUGCACGAUCGGAGGGCAGCAGACUAUGCUCAGUAUGUCCAUGGAACCCGGACGUGUACAAGCCUUGAAGCAUGGAGUCUGUGUCCUAAGAGCUGUUGUGAUUGCCUUUGUGGUCUGUUGGCUUCCAUAUCAUGUGCGGAGACUUAUGUAUUGCUAUGUGCCAGAAGAUCAGUGGACAGACUUCCUUUUUGACUUCUACCACUACUUCUAUAUGCUGACGAACAUCCUCUUCUACGUCAGUUCAGCCAUCAAUCCAGUCUUGUACAACCUGGUGUCGGCCAACUUCCGCCAGAUCUUCCUCUCAACACUCAUGUUUGUGUGCCUGCCCUGGAGGAAGAAGAAGAAGAGAACCAAGUUCAACAGGAAGUCCAACAGUAUCUCCAGCAACCAUACCUUUUCCAGCCAAGUCACCAGGGAAACCACAUACUGA
Messenger RNA from Eublepharis macularius, 1239 nucleotides. It is a transcript of the gene NTSR1, whose product is annotated as neurotensin receptor 1. Lineage: Eukaryota; Metazoa; Chordata; Lepidosauria; Squamata; Eublepharidae. The record is from RefSeq and is a predicted model, not a curated record. Gene Ontology annotation, molecular function: G protein-coupled neurotensin receptor activity. Gene Ontology annotation, cellular component: plasma membrane. The coding region runs from base 1 to 1239 and encodes 412 amino acids. The transcript is spliced from 4 exons. Gene Ontology annotation, biological process: neuropeptide signaling pathway.